Messenger RNA from Kluyveromyces lactis, 1692 nucleotides. It is a transcript of the gene CCT8, whose product is annotated as chaperonin-containing T-complex subunit CCT8. The coding region runs from base 1 to 1692 and encodes 563 amino acids. Gene Ontology annotation, cellular component: chaperonin-containing T-complex. The record is from RefSeq and is a predicted model, not a curated record. Lineage: Eukaryota; Fungi; Ascomycota; Saccharomycetes; Saccharomycetales; Saccharomycetaceae. The transcript has a single exon. Gene Ontology annotation, biological process: protein folding. Gene Ontology annotation, molecular function: ATP hydrolysis activity; ATP binding; ATP-dependent protein folding chaperone.
AUGUCUUUGAAACUUCCUCAAAAUCCUAAUGCGGGAUUGUUCAAGCAAGGGUACAAUUCGUACUCUAAUGCUGAUGGUCAAAUCAAUAAAUCGAUCGCUGCCAUUAGAGAGAUUCACCAGAUGUGUUUAACUUCUAUGGGGCCAUGCGGCAGAAACAAGAUCAUCAUUAAUCAUUUGGGAAAGCACAUUGUGACCAACGAUGCUGCUACCAUGCUAAGGGAAUUAGAGAUUGUCCAUCCUGCUGUUAAAGUGUUGGUGAUGGCAUCUGAACAACAAAAAAUUGAUAUGGGUGAUGGUACUAACCUUGUUAUGGUGUUGGCUGGUGAGCUUUUGAAUGUUAGUGAAAAGCUUAUUGCGCUAGGUCUUUCACCUGUAGAAAUUAUUCAAGGUUACACAAUGGCAAAGAAUUUUACUUUGGCAGAACUUGACAAGAUGUCUGUGUUGGAUAUCAAGAACAAACAUGAAAAAAGUGAGUUAAUCAAGGUCAUCAAGCCAGUCAUUGCAUCCAAGCAAUAUGGUUCUGAAGAUAUUUUAAGUUCCUUAGUAUCAGACGCUGUGGCACAUGUCUUGCUACCAAAUUCCAACUAUUUCAAUGUCGACUCAAUUAGAGUGGUAAAGAUUAUGGGUGGUUCCCUUACCAACUCAUCUGUUAUCAAGGGUUUAGUCUUCAACCGCGAACCAGAAGGACAUUUGAAGUCCUUGCCUCAAGGUGAAAAGCAUAAGGUUGCUGUGUUUACAUGUCCAAUUGAUAUCUCAAACACCGAAACCAAGGGUACUGUGCUUUUACAUAAUGCUCAGGAGAUGUUAGAUUUCACUAAAGGUGAAGAACAACAACUGGACCAAAUGAUGAAAGAAAUUGCCGAGACUGGUGUUAGAUGUGUUGUUGCUGGUGCCGGUGUUGGUGAGCUUGCUUUACAUUAUUUGAACAGAUACAAUAUUCUCGUCCUAAAGGUGCCAAGUAAAUUCGAACUUAGAAGAAUUUGCCGUGUGUGUGGUGCUACACCAAUGCCAAGGCUAGGUGCCCCAACUCCAGAAGAAAUUGGUAUUGUUGAGACCGUAAAGACGAAAGAAAUUGGUGGUGAUAGAGUUACCAUUUUCAAACAAGAGGAGAACGAAAACACUAGGACUGCCACAAUCAUCUUAAGAGGUGCUACGCAAAAUAACUUGGACGAUAUCGAACGUGCCAUUGAUGACGGUGUCAAUGCAAUUAAGGGUUUAAUGAAACAGGAUGGUGGAAAACUUGUUCCAGGUGCCGGUGCUACUGAAAUAGAGUUGGUAUCAAGAAUCAGCAACUAUGGUGAAAAGACGCCAGGUCUAAUGCAACUUGCCAUCAAACAGUUUGCCGUUGCAUUCGAAGUGGUACCAAGAACGUUGGCAGAAACUGCAGGUCUAAACGUUAAUGAAGUACUACCAAACUUAUAUGCUGCCCACUCUCAAAAAACUGCGUCAAACGAAAUCAACGAUGGUUUGUACCAAGGUAUUGAUAUAGACAACAAUACCCCGGAAUGCAUCAAAGAUAUCAGAGAUGAAGGCAUUUAUGAUUUACUAGCUGCUAAGAAGUUCGCUAUCGAUGUCGCCACAGAGGCUGCGAAGACAGUACUUUCAGUUGACCAGAUCAUCAUGGCCAAGAGAGCUGGUGGUCCAGCCGUACCAAAGGGUCCAAAACCAGGUAACUGGGACCAAGAUGAUUGA